This is a messenger RNA of Centruroides sculpturatus (bark scorpion), 3425 nucleotides long. RefSeq names its product UDP-glucose 4-epimerase-like. The transcript has 8 exons. Lineage: Eukaryota; Metazoa; Arthropoda; Arachnida; Scorpiones; Buthidae. Gene Ontology annotation, cellular component: cytosol. The record is from RefSeq and is a predicted model, not a curated record. Gene Ontology annotation, biological process: beta-D-galactose catabolic process via UDP-galactose, Leloir pathway. Gene Ontology annotation, molecular function: UDP-glucose 4-epimerase activity. The coding region runs from base 2284 to 3315 and encodes 343 amino acids.
CUAGUAAGAAAGUCGGGCAGUAUGAUUUUAUAAACAAGACAUAGUCUUGUCAAUAACACGUAAUGUAAAUCAAAUUCAAAUGGUAGAAUGACUAAAACUUAGAGCCCGAAAUGCUGUGAUCUUAUAUGAAAAAGGAUCGGAAGAGAUUGCUGGGAUGAACAGUGGUAAGUAGCCCAGUUUGUAAUAAAUACUCAUUUCCACCUGGCCUCUGUCGAGAUGCAUGCUAACAUCUAAGAAAUGAGCACUAGUGCUACUUACCUGAUCCAGUUUAAGGGUAAGACCGUAUGGGCUAUAACCAGACAGGCCAACACUCAUCACACCAAUAGGGACAAUGCUUUGCUAGAACUGCAACAUAUCAAAGAUAUAGCUGUAGAAUAUGGCUAUAGAAGAGACCUUGUACGUGGGCUAUCACGCGCCUACUCCAACCAUCUAGUUGCACACUGUUCCCAACAUCCAGACCACUUCUAAUGGAAACUAGCAAUGCAAUCCUGGCUGCAAGUGCACCACUGUAUGGUUCAAUUGGCAUUUGAAUUCCUUAUACAAAGAUAUUGCUGGCCAUAGUGGUACUGAAAUUGCAUACAGGAGAUCUGGUACAAUAUACAAGUUGCUAUGCAGUGCAAAAGAUAAGAUAGAUGAAAGCAGGGUCCCAGGAGUGUACAGUAUACUGGUAAGGGAUAAUAGAUUCCAAAGGGAAUUGGUGUAUAUUGGCUCAACUAAACAAUCAAUAUGGAAAAGGGUACGUGAGCAUGAAUAUGACAUUAAAAACAACAGGCAUACCACCUCCUCGUCCACGUAUGCCACUGACCUGAAAGUGCAUGUGGACCUCCAGAACACUCAAGUUAAUCAGGCAGGCCUAACAAGCAGACCAUAUUUGUAGUCUGGAGGCUUUAGAAAUAUAUAAAGCCAGCCUGACCAGCAAGUAUAUUAAUUUUAAAGACUGCAAUACAUGCAUGGAGGUACCGGUAUCUUUAUGAAAAAUUUGGGCAAGUUAGCCUAUAUUAAUUCACUCUGCACAUCUUAAAAAGGUAUAUAUGUGACAGGAUUAUACAGUUACGAGUUUUGGUCAUUCUACUAUUUGAAUUCAAUUUAUGUUACAUGUUGUUCAAAGUUUAAAAUUGGUUUUUUGAAUAUUAUUGUUUCAACAUUUCAAUUUGGAAUUAGUUAAAAACCCUGAUGCAGGCUUUGGUGAAGGCUGAAAACAUUCGUUUUUGUUAAUAUUUGUUACUGGUAGUUGAAGGUUUUGUUUUAUGUGUUACUAACUUACAUUUAAAUUUCAAAAGUUCACCUACUGCUACAAUACUAUCUUAUCUUUUGCAUACCAGCUCUGCUAAUGUUACACAUGCUAGAUUAGGUCUUCCAGACUUAGAGGGUGGGGCAGAAAGGAUGGACAUUUUAAAAAAUCACAUCUAUAAUUGUUACUACAAAAGAUAUUGGUUGGAAAAUGUGAGUUCGUAUUGAAAUAGCAUUUUACAGUAUCAAGUGUGGAAAACAAUAUCUCCUAUGUGGUGUCCAUUAUCAGUGAUGUAUUUCUGGAGGCGUUCUUGGAAGUUGGCAUUCACUCUUUCCAACUUUGCUCCAUGCAUAAUCCCCGGCAUAAUUCACCUGUUGCACAACAGCCAAUUUGUAGGGGUGGAAAUACAGGUCUAAAUGCAUAAUAUGCCUUACUGAAUGAUAACUGAGGCCAAGUUCAGAAGAAUGCUUCCAAGCAGAUCGACGAGGACUGCGCAACAAGGCUAGUCUGACGUUCUCCACAUUUUCAGGGGUACAUGCCAUUUGUGGUGCUUUCGGCAGUCUUUUGUUCAUGAGUGUACCUCGCUUAUGAAGUGCUUUAACCCAACAUAGGAUGGUGUUAUGAACAGAAACAGCUUUGUUUCUGUGGAUAUUGAAAUGACAACGAAACUCACACUGAACUGCCAUAAUAGACUCCUUAUUCUUGAGGAAACCAUCAUAUGCAAAGGUGUAGUGUUCUAUCAUUCAUAGCUCCUUGCCUUCAACUGAAAAGACAGUUCUGAGACUGCACUACUUUCAUUCAAUCUGCCACACAUCUGUCACUCACCUGGUGGUGAGUUCUAGCCAUUUCAAAAACAUCAGUCUUUCUGCCCACCCUGUAUUAUAGAUUCUAUUACUUUAACAGAAUUUUAUAUUUUAAACUUUUUAAUGGUUUUAUUAUGUUAGAUCUGUUAUGUCUUCAUAUCCAACCAGAACUACAUGCUAUAGUUGUUUAAACAUUCUUCCUUUUCAUUUAAGCUUGUCACAAAAACUUUUUAUCAUGGUAUAUUUUCAAUGGAGGGAUUUGAGAAUGCAUUGCAUCUAAAAUUUUGUAAAUAUGGUUUGGAAAUGUCUGAAACAAAAACAUUACAAUGCGUAUUUGUUACUGGUGGUGCCGGUUACGUAGGAAGCCAUACCAUUUUAGAAUUAUUGAAUUCUGGUUAUGACGUUAUAGCAAUUGAUAAUUUUGUAAAUGCAAUUCCAGGACAGGAUGGAAUGCCGGAAAGUUUAUCCAGAGUACAAAAAUUGGCCAAAAAAUCACUAACCUUUUAUAAAGCAGAUCUACAAGACAAACUAACCAUUAGAGAAAUUUUUUCUAAACAUAAAGUAGAUUGUGUAAUUCAUUUUGCUGCCUUAAAAGCCGUUGGAGAAUCAUGUCGUAUUCCACUCGACUAUUAUAGAAACAAUGUAGGAGGUUCUGUCACACUUUUGGAGGUUAUGAGAGAAUUUGGUGUGAAAAGAAUUAUAUUUUCAAGUUCUGCCACAGUAUAUGGUAUUCCAAAGUAUCUGCCAAUUGAUGAAAAUCAUCCCGUUGGAUUAACAUGCACAAAUCCAUAUGGAAGAACUAAAUAUUUUAUUGAAGAAAUAAUGAAAGAUGUUACAAAAUCUGAAAAAUUGUUUUACAUAGCAAUAAUCUACAGCAUACCAAAUAUUAAGAUUUUAAUCAGUGUUUUAAUUUUUAUAGGAGUAAGAGAUUACAUUCACGUUAUGGACCUAGCGGCAGGACACGUUGCCGCAUUAACUAAAAUGAUGGAUAAUAAUUUCUUUGGGUGCAAGGCUUAUAAUCUUGGCACGGGUUGCGGAUACUCCGUGUUGGACGUGAUUCAUAACUUCGAAAAGGCGACGGAGAGAAAAAUUCCCUACAGGAUCGUGGGAAGACGUACGGGAGACGUGGACAGUCUGUAUGCCGAUCCGUCGAUAGCCAAACAAGAACUAAAAUGGGAAGCCAAGAGGGACUUGUUACAAAUGUGUGUUGAUACUUGGCACUGGCAGUCAAUGAAUCCCUUAGGAUUUUCUUCCCCCGAAUCCGAGAACAAAAUAUCCUAGACAUUGGGGAGGAAACGAUUUUAUACCACAUGCAAUUAUUAUAAUUUCGUGCAUAAUAAUUGCAUAAACGUUAAUUUAAUAAGCAAAAAUAUUAUUAACUAUUCGGUACU